AUAUUCGCGCAGUUGAUGCUUUCUCUCGCUUGCAUACGGCAAGGAUCGGGGAUCGACCAGCGUUGUAACUUUGUACCUUUAAAUAGGGGGGAAGAAGCGGGAACGCAAGCUGAGCCCGAUCACCGAUUCAGUUCUUUUUCUCCGCUAACCUCGUCAUCUAGGGUUUCUUACCCAUCGACUGCUUGUAGAUUCGAGCCACUGUCAAUGGAUCCCAUUAAUGAAUUACCAAUUACUUCAUCGAAGUCUCUUCACAACCAUCCUCCACUAAAUGAAAGGAUACUGUCAUCCCUGUCUAGAAGGUCUGUUGCUGCUCACCCCUGGCACGACCUUGAGAUAGGUCCUGGCGCUCCACAAAUUUUUAAUUGCGUUGUGGAGAUUGGAAAAGGGAGUAAGGUGAAGUAUGAACUCGACAAAAGGACUGGGCUGAUAAAGGUAGAUCGUGUUCUUUACUCAUCGGUGGUGUACCCCCACAACUAUGGUUUCAUUCCACGAACGCUCUGUGAAGACAAUGACCCUCUGGAUGUUCUGGUUCUCAUGCAGGAGCCAAUCCUCCCAGGAUGUUUCCUUCGUGCAAAAGCCAUAGGCCUCAUGCCUAUGAUUGAUCAGGGAGAAAAGGAUGAUAAAAUAAUUGCUGUUUGUGCCGAUGAUCCUGAAUAUAGACAUUAUACAGACAUCAAGGAGCUCCCACCUCAUCGCUUGGCUGAAAUCAGGCGCUUCUUCGAAGAUUACAAGAAAAAUGAAAACAAAGAGGUUGCUGUGAAUGACUUCCUGUCUGCCACCUCCGCUUAUGACGCGAUACAGCACUCCAUGGAUCUUUAUGCAACUUAAUUCCCCAAAGUGCAA
This is a messenger RNA of Dendrobium catenatum, 843 nucleotides long. Its product is annotated as soluble inorganic pyrophosphatase 1. Gene Ontology annotation, cellular component: cytoplasm. The transcript is spliced from 10 exons. Gene Ontology annotation, molecular function: inorganic diphosphate phosphatase activity; magnesium ion binding. Bases 16 to 828 code for a protein of 270 amino acids. The record is from RefSeq and is a predicted model, not a curated record. Gene Ontology annotation, biological process: phosphate-containing compound metabolic process. Lineage: Eukaryota; Viridiplantae; Streptophyta; Magnoliopsida; Asparagales; Orchidaceae.